Molecule: messenger RNA, 2763 nt
Organism: Carassius gibelio (silver crucian carp)
Lineage: Eukaryota; Metazoa; Chordata; Actinopteri; Cypriniformes; Cyprinidae
Gene: aldh8a1
Product: aldehyde dehydrogenase 8 family, member A1
Exons: 7
Coding region: 131-1591 (486 amino acids)
Biological process (GO): retinoic acid metabolic process
Molecular function (GO): retinal dehydrogenase (NAD+) activity
Source: RefSeq, a predicted model, not a curated record
UCAUUUACUUGAGUAAACAGAUUGCAAAAGAGUCCGGUGAAAGCUCAUUUGUACCUGUGCUGACUGGUGCGCAAACAUUUCAGGUUUUUCUUUUGUCUGCAAAACUGGUUUUUAAUCUUAUUUUUCUACAAUGUCAAAAGACAAAUACCUAGUGCUGGAAAACUAUAUUGGUGGGAAGUUUGUACCAUGUUCCAAGCUAAUAGACUCUUUCAACCCAUCGACUGGAGAGGUUUAUUGCAAAGUUCCAGACAGUGGAUCUGAGGAGGUGGAUGCUGCAGUGAGGGCAGCCACAGAAGCCUUUCCUGAUUGGUCCGCAAAGAGUCCAGCAGAGAGAUCCAAAGUACUGAAUAAACUAGCUGACCUGAUAGAGGCUAAACUGGACGAGUUUGUCCAGGCUGAGUCUAAAGACCAGGGAAAGACUAUAACUUUUGCCCGAAAUGUGGACAUUCCACGAUCAGCGUACAACUUCCGUUUUUUUGCUUCGUCUGUCCUGCAUCACACUAAUGACUGCAGUCAGAUGGAUCACAUGGGCUGUCUCAACUACACAGUACGCUGUCCUGUAGGAGUGGCUGGUCUCAUAAGCCCAUGGAACCUGCCGUUGUACCUCCUGACCUGGAAGAUUGCCCCGGCUGUUGCUGCAGGCAAUACUGUGGUGGCGAAACCCAGUGAAAUGACCUCCGUCACUGCCUGGAUGAUGUGUCAACUAUUGGAGGAAGCUGGCUUUCCACCUGGAGUGAUCAACAUUGUCUUUGGUACGGGCCCACGAGCCGGGGAUGCCCUGGUGUCCCACCCUGACGUGCCGUUGAUCUCAUUUACAGGGAGCACAGCUACAGCAAGACUUAUAACAGAGCGCAGUGCACCGUACUGUAAGAAGCUUUCCCUGGAGCUUGGCGGAAAAAACCCGGCUAUUAUAUUUGCUGAUGCUGACAUGGAGCAGUGCAUCAGCACUACUGUACGAUCCAGCUUCUCCAAUCAGGGAGAGAUCUGUCUGUGCACCAGCAGAAUCUUUGUUGAGCGCAGCGUUUACCCAGAAUUCCUUGCUCGUUUCGUGGAGGCGGCUCGUCGGUGGAAAACUGGAGCGCCCUCUGACCUUUCCAACGACAAUGGAGCGCUCAUCAGCAAAGAGCAUCUACAGAAGGUUAAAGGUUAUGUUUCUUUGGCGCUGGAAGAAGGUGCCAAGGUGCAUUGUGGGGAGGGUGUGGACAAACUUAUCCUUCCACAACAAAAUGCAGGUGGCUACUUCAUGUUGCCCACUAUCAUCUCUGGAGUGAAAGACUCGUCCGCAUUGAUGCAGGAAGAGAUUUUUGGUCCUGUAACCUGUGUGACACCCUUCGAUGAGGAGGAGGAAGUUAUAUCACGGGCCAAUGGUGUCCGCUAUGGUUUAUCCGCCACAGUGUGGUCCCGAGAUGUGGGGCGCGUGCACAGGGUUGCUAGGAAACUGCAGGCUGGGUUGGUGUGGACCAACUGCUGGCUGGUCAGAGAUUUAAACCUCCCCUUCGGUGGCAUGAAAAACUCGGGCAUUGGUCGAGAGGGGGGAAAAGACUCGUACCACUUCUUCACUGAGGUCAAGUCCAUCACCAUCAAACACUGACACAGAAUGAGGCAGUAUACGAGUCACUGUGUGCUUCAUGUGUCAUCUCAAAUAUGCAUACAAAUUAUAUAGAGGAAGCAAUCAGACUUGAUAUGACUGGGAAUAAAGUCCAAGAGAAAAUCUAAGUGCUUCAUACUGAUUUUGGUGAUUGAAUGUGGGUGAAUCUUCUCAGUGGUCUUAAACUGAUAUUUUCUUAGAAUAUUUGAUUUUAAGACAUAUGAGUCUUCAAUUUUAUUGCUUAGAAGUUGCUAUUUUACAGGUCUGCUUUGUCUUAUUUUUAAUUAACUUCUUUUAAUUAAAUUCCUAAAAAAGCAAUAAAGACGCAAAUGAGUUUAUUUUUAAUAUAAAAAAUAUAUAGCUGUUAAAUGGAGGGGCAGAUCUCAGCUUAGUAAUUCGGUUUUGGACAAAUUUGAUCAAAUCUGUGAGUUUUGACUGCAGAAUUUAAUAUCUUGGAGAGAUACUUAAAAAACAGUGAAAAAAUGAUGAUAUUGAUUCAAAGAUGAAAGGAUAAAUGAUUGAUGGGUUUCAAAAUGACAAUGAAUAGACAUAAAUAGGCAUUUUAAACUAAAGUUAAUUCAUGUUUAAAAAUGUAUUUACAAGAAAUGUAAAAGUUUAAAAAUGAUUUUAAAUUAACAAUUGAAAUUACAAUGUCUAAAGUACAUUUGUUGAUUCAUAGAAAUGCUAUUUGGCAAAAGGAUUGAGAGAAACAAUUGGCCAGUGCUUUUUUAAAUGCAAUUUAAAACUUUUAAAAUGCAUAUCUGAACCUGGAUUACAAAGUCAGUCAUAAGCCACACAAGUAUUUGAAGAAAUAACCAACAAUACAUUGGACAGGUCAAAAUUAUAAUGUUUCUAUGCCAAAAUAUUAAGUAAAGAUCAUGUUCCAUUAAGAUAUUUCUUGUACAUUUCCUGCCAUAAAUAUAUCAAAACUUUAUUUUUGAUUAGUAAUAUGCAUUGCUAAGGACUUCAUUUGGACAACUUUAAAGGCGAUUUUCUCAAUAUUUUGAUUUUCCACUUUCAUAACAAACCAAUGGAAAGCUUAUUUAUUCAGCUUUCAGAUGAUGUACAGUAGAAAAUCCAAAUUUAAAAAUAUUUACCAUUAUUGAUGGUUUUGUGGUCCAGGGUUCACAUCUUUUUAUUGUCAAAAUACAUUUUAUACAAAAAAACUGUAACAU